GGCGUUUCAAAAGCUCGGUUGGACUGCUCUGGAAUGAUCAAUUAUCAUCUCCAUCUAACUAGCGAGUGGGCAUCGCUUUAACCCCCAACUACACACAGCUUGAGUACCUUUGGGGAAGUCCACCCCCUGAGUGGCCGUCAUGGGGGACGAUAGUGAGUGGAUGAAACUUCCCAUUGACCAGAAAUGUGAACACAAGUUGUGGAAAGCCCGCUUAAAUGGCUAUGAAGAUGCUCUCAAGUUGUUUCAGAGGAUUGAGGAUGAGAAAAGCCCAGAAUGGGGGAAGUACCUGGGGCUGAUAAAGAAGUUUGUCACCGACUCGAAUGCUGUGGCUCAGCUGAAAGGCCUGGAAACUGCUCUGGCUUUCAUUGAGAAUGCACACAUAGCUGGCAAGACGACGGGUGAAGUUGUGUCGGGCGUGGUGACAAAGGUGUUUAACCAGCCCAAGGCACGAGCUAAGGAGCUGGGCACAGACAUCUGUCUGAUGUACAUAGAAAUAGAGAAGGCUGAGGUGGUUCAGGAUGAGCUGCUCAAAGGACUGGACAACAAGAAUCCCAAGAUAGUGGUGGCCUGCAUCGAGACCCUCAGGAAGGCUCUCAGUGAGUUUGGAUCGAAGAUAGUGACGUUGAAGCCGGUGGUAAAGGUUUUGCCCAAGCAGUUUGAGUCCAGAGAAAAGGCCGUGAGAGAGGAAGCCAAGUUGUUGGCUAUAGAGAUCUACAAAUGGAUCAGAGAUGCACUGAGAGCCCCACUACAGAGCAUUAACUCUGUACAGUUAAAGGAGUUGGAGGAGGAGUGGGUGAAGUUGCCUUCUUCGCCUCCCAAACAGACCAGGUUCCUCCGUUCCCAGCAGGAUCUGAAGGCCAAGUUUGAACAGCAACAGGCCCAAGGAGGGGACCAGGAUGAUGGUGAGGAGGAUGAGGAACCUGCUGCAGCAGUGGAUCCCUAUGAACUGUUAGAGGCAGUGGAGGUCCUCUCCAAGAUGCCAAAAGACUUCUAUGAGAAAAUAGAAGCUAAAAAAUGGCAGGAGAGGAAAGAAGCUCUGGAGGCAAUCGAGACUUUGACCAAAAACCCCAAACUAGAGAAUGGAGAUUAUGGAGAUCUGGUUAGAGCACUGAAGAAGGUGGUGGGGAAAGAUGCCAACGUGAUGCUGGUGACCUUGGCUGCCAAAUGCCUGGCUGGACUCGCUAGCGGCCUAAGGAAGAAAUUUGGAACAUACGCAGGGCAUGUGGUGCCGACCAUUCUUGAGAAGUUCAAAGAGAAGAAACCCCAGGUUGUACAGGCCCUUCAAGAAGCCAUAGAUGCAGUCUUCCUCACUACCACUAUUCAGAACCUGGCGGAGGAUAUCUUGGCUGUGAUGGACAAUAAGAAUCCAUCCAUCAAACAGCAGGCCUCUCUGUUCUUGGCAAGGGCCUUCAGACACUGUACCCAGUCUACUUUGCCCAAAAGCGUCCUCAAACCCUUCUGUGCUGCCUUCCUUAAGCAAGUGAAUGACUCUGCACCCGAAGUGCGAGAUGCUGCCUUUGAAGCUUUAGGGACAGCCAUGAAGGUGGUGGGGGAGAAAGCAGUUAACCUGUUCCUAUCAGACCUGGAUAAAAUCAAACUAGAUAAGAUUAAGGAGUGUGCUGAAAAAGUAGAGCUCCCUGGAGGGAAGAGAGGAGGUGGAGGGGGAGGAGAGAAGAAAGCAGCAGUGAAAGCCCCUCCCCCUGCUGAAGCUCCAUCCAGGUCCUCUGGACCCCCCAAGAAGACUACUUCUGCUGCUGCCUCUAAGCCAUCAGCAGGUCCACCUAAGAAAGGCAAAUCAGCUGCUGCCCCUGCAGGUAAAGGCAAGAAGACACCUGAUGGUAAAGAAAUCUUAGAGGCUGAACUGGCGGCUGAAGUUUGUGAAGAGAGGGCUGCAGUGGUCCUUCCUGCUUCCUGUCUACAGCAACUGGGCUCCGCCAACUGGAAAGAGAGACUGGCUAGCAUGGAAGAGUUCCAGAGGGCUGUCGAGACCAUGGAUAAGUCAGAAAUGCCCUGUCAGGCCCUCGUCAAAAUGCUGGCCAAGAAACCAGGCUGGAAGGAGACCAAUUUCCAGGUGAUGCAGCUGAAACUUCAUAUCGUAGCUCUGAUAGCCGAGAGAGGAAAGUUUUCGAAGACCUCAGCCUUGGUGGUAUUGGACGGACUGGUGGAUAAGGUGGGAGACGUGAAAUGUGGAGGAAAUGCUAAAGAGGGUCUCACUGCUAUAGGAGAGGUGUGCUCACUGCCAUGGACUGCUGAACAGGUGGUUUCGAUGGCCUUUGCCCAGAAGAACCCUAAGAACCAGGCAGAAGCUCUCAACUGGCUGGCCAAUGCCAUGAAAGAGUUUGGUUUUGCAGGUAUCAACGUUAAAGGUUUCAUUAAUAAUGUGAAGACUGCUCUGGGAGCCACUAAUCCCGCUGUGCGGACAGCUGCCAUUACCCUCCUGGGAGUCAUGUAUCUCUAUAUGGGAGCUCCAUUACGAAUGUUCUUUGAAGAUGGGAAACCUGCCCUCCUUGCACAGAUCGAUGCAGAGUUUGAAAAGAUGCAGGGGCAGUCUCCUCCUGCCCCAAUUCGAGGCAACAAAAAGGCAACGGGUGAUGAGGAGGAAGAUUAUGGGGAGGAGCCGGAUGAGGAUGGGGGAGGAGGACAUGACGUUAUGGAUCUCCUACCUAGAACAGACAUCAGUGAUAAGAUCACAUCUGACCUGGUGUCUAAAAUUGAGGAUAAGAACUGGAAGAUCCGCAAGGAGGGUUUGGAUGAAGUUGCAGCCAUAAUCUCAGAUGCCAAAUUCAUCACAACUAACCUAGGAGAACUGCCUCUAGCACUGAAAGGAAGACUGAACGACUCCAAUAAGAUACUGGUGCAGCAGACCCUAACCAUUCUCCAGCAGCUAGCAACUUCCAUGGGACCUGGGCUGAAACAGCAUGUUAAACCCCUAGGAAUUCCUAUUAUCACUGUACUGGGAGACAGCAAGCCCAAUGUGAGGGCAGCUGCCCUGUCAACAUUACAGGCAUGGACGGAGCAGACUGGGAUGAAAGAGUGGCUAGAGGGAGAAGACUUGUCAGAGGAACUGAAGAGAGAGAAUCCUUUCCUACGACAAGAGUUGCUAAGCUGGUUAGCAGAGAAGCUUCCCACACUGAGGACAGUACCAGGAGACUUGAUGUUGUGUAUCCCCAACCUCUAUGCUUGUCUGGAGGAUAGAAAUGGAGAUGUCAGGAAGAAAGCCCAAGAUGCCCUGCCCACUUUUAUGAUGCACUUGGGCUUCGACAAGAUGAACAAGGCCACUGGAAAGCUCAAGUCUUCCUCUAAGGACCAGGUGAUAGCCUUGUUGGAAAAAGCCCGGGCAGUGAUGCCAGCUAAACCUGCGGCACCUGUUAAGGCAGUGAAAGGAAAGGGAACUGGAGGGAAGGCUGCUCCAGGGUCUAAGUCUCAGCCAAACAGCGAAGACUACAGUGCCGGAGAAACCAAACCUGAAGUCAAGAAAAAAGGAGGAGUGGCUGUUAAGAGGCCCCCCUCCCCUCCCGAGGACCCCGCUCCACCUCCCCCCUCCAUGGAGAAGGACAGAGACAGUAAUGCUAGCAAAAAGGCCUCUGCCAAAGGGAAGGCUGCUGCUGGCAGUCAACAGGGCCCAGCAGGUAAGAAGCCUCCAACCAAAGGUGUCAAGGACGAUGAGGAUAGGUCUGGACCCAUCUUUAUUUCAAUCCCCAAUGCCAAGGAACAGAGGAUCAAAGAAGAGAAACAGUUGAAGAGUUUGAAAUGGAAUUUCAUGACUCCUCGGGAUGAAUAUGUGGAGCAGCUUAAGUCCCAGAUGUCGGGCUGCUUUGUCAGGUGGCUUCUGGAUGAGCUUUUCCACUUUGACUUCCAGAGACAUGUCAAGGCUAUAGGAGUCAUGAUAGAGAGAUUGGAGGAUGAGAGUGAGGCUACCAUAAGUUGUUUGGACCUCAUUCUGAAGUGGUUCACCCUGAGGUUUUUUGACACCAACACCACCGUACUUAUGAAAGUCCUGGAGUACCUGAAGCUGCUGUUUUCCAUGCUUAGUAGAGAGAAUUACCAUCUGAAUGAGUUCGAGGCCAACUCCUUCAUCCCAUACCUUAUACUCAAGGUAGGGGAGUCUAAGGAUGUGGUUCGGAAAGAUGUUCGGACCAUACUAAACAUGCUGUGUAAAGUCUACCCAGCAUCCAAGGUCUUCCCUUUCCUCAUGGAUGGAACCAAGUCCAAGAACUCUAAACAAAGAGCUGAAUGUCUAGAGGAGUUAGGCUGUUUGAUUGAGGGCUAUGGAAUGAAUGUGUGUCAGCCGACUCCUGCCAAGGCUCUGAAGGAGAUUGCCAUACAUAUUGGAGACAGAGACACAUCUGUACGCAACGCAGCCCUCAACACCGUGGUGGCUGUUUACAACGUUUGUGGUGACCAAGUCUACAAACUCAUAGGAAAUUUAUCUGAGAAAGACAUGAGCAUGCUGGAGGAGAGGAUUAAGCGUUCAGCUAAAAAGACCCCUGCUGCCCCGGCUAAGCAGAGUGUAACAGAGAGAUCCCAGAGAGAACAUCCAACUAACCCCAACGCCACCUUCCUCCGCAAGCCUCCUGCCCAGGAGGACCCCAAUAAACUCAAUCAAGCUCGUCAGAAUGCCCAGCACAGUGAGUCAUCCCAUCCGAGCAUCCCCAAGGAGUUUCAGUUGGACCUUGACAUGAUCGAGACAGAUCAGAGCAGAGUUGGUGAGCUGCCUGACUUGGUCCAACACAAACUGGAUGAACUGCUUGAGCCCAUCAUGAUCCCAGAGCCCAAGAUGCGUUCUGUGUCUCCACACUUUGAUGAGCUCCACAACAGCACAGCAUCCACCAUCAACUUUGUCAUCUCCCAGGUGGCCAGCAGUGACAUUAACACCAGCAUACAAGCUCUGGCACAGAUAGAUGAGGUGCUACGGCAGGAGGACAAAGCAGAGGUCAUGUCAGGUCACAUAGACCAAUUCCUCAUCGCUACCUUCAUGCAGCUAAGACUCAUCUAUAACACUCACAUGGCUGACGACAGACUGGACAAGAGGGACAUCUUCAAACUCUACAGCUGUAUUAUAGGAAAUAUGCUGUCUCUGUUCUCAAUGGAGUCCCUUGCCAGAGAGGCAUCUAUGGGGGUGUUGAAAGACCUGAUGCAUGGCCUAAUAACUCUCAUGUUGGAUGGAAGAGUGGAGGACAUAGAAGACGGGCAACAGCUCAUCAGAUCAGUCAACCUGCUGGUAGUCAGAGUGCUGGGGAAAUCUGACCAAACCAACAUACUCAGUGCCCUGCUGGUGUUACUUCAAGACAGUUUAAUUACGACAGCCGGUUCUCCCAUGUUCUCUGAACUUGUCAUGAAGUGUCUGUGGAGGAUGAUCCGGUUUCUUCCAGAAACCAUUAACAGUAUCAAUCUGGAUCGGAUCUUGUUGGAUGUCCAUAAUUUCAUGAAGGUUUUUCCCAAAGAGAAACUCAAACAACUCAAAAGUGAUGUACCACAUCGGACGCUUAAAACUCUGGUGCACACACUCUGCAAGCUCACUGGAGCAAAGAUCCUGGACCAUUUAUCAAUGAUAGAGAAUCGUAAUGAGUCUGAGUUGGAAGCCCAUCUCAGGCGGGUGGUCAAACAUUCUGGAAAUCUGUCUGGACUCAAGAUUGACAGAGGAAAUGAGAAGACUGGCCUGCGCACAGAGGAUCGGAUGUCAAAGGCCAAAGUAAGUGACAUCCUUUCAGAGAUAUUCAAGAAGAUUGGAUCCAAGGAGAACACGAAAGAGGGACUGACAGAGCUAUAUGAGUAUAAACAGAAGUACUCUGACGCUGACUUGGAGCCCUUCCUGAGAAACACGUCACAGUUCUUCCAAAGCUACGUGGAGCGAGGGCUUCGCAUGAUCGAGUCUGAGAGAGAGGGCAAAGGACGCAUCCAAACCUCAGCAGUCAUCCCCCAGCAUGGUGUGGACUUGGGUCAUCUUAACAGCAGUAAUGGAGAGGAGCUGAAACCAGCCGUGUACUAUGAGAGACUCAAAAUCCUCCGACAGAGACAGGGUCUGGAAAAUAAUUCCAGGCUACAGCAGGGUGGAGGAGGUGAUGAGGAGCUGCAACAGCGAGCUCCCAUCUCCUCCCUGCUUUCGUCCAAGCCAGCAGUGGCAUCUUCCACAGACAUGCUCCACAGUAAGCUGUCACAGCUUAAAGAGUCCAGGGAGCUGUACCAACAGGAGCUCAACACUCACAGCCACUCCCCGACACACGCACACACGCGCUCAGCCUCGCCCUCGGCCAACCUGGACGACCUGAAGAAACGUUUGGAGAGGAUAAAGAGCAACAGGCAGUAGAAAUGGGAGGAGUCCUGACAACACGUUGAAUCCCACUACCCCCAAGCCUCCCCUGCAACUCAGUUUCCAACUCAGCUAGAGGUUGAACCACCAGGCUUGCUUCUAGCCUGUAUUCAAAUUUAUGGUCAGGUAGCAGUAAACGGUUAACCCCGUAUUUCACAUUUCCACAGUAGUAUCUUCUAGAAACAAAACCCAAAUCGAAACCCAACUCCCUAAUGCCACGCACUGUGCCUGUGUUUAUGUAAAGCAGUCAUCAGAAAAUAAAAAGUAUCCCAAGCUGACCUGUUCACAGUUUAACAUAAUCAGAGUGAACUGUAAGUCAUUGUGUUUGAAUGGGUCUGGACGCAACCCCCAUUGUAUAAACACGGGCCUGGGAUCAAAGGCUUCAUAUACAAAAUGUCAAACCUAGUAAGUGUUUUUAGCUUUUAUUCAGACUGAAGAUAGCAGAUUGAAAGUUAAUUUGUUUUGACACAAGUGAAAGUAUCCUAACUCUAAGGCAUAGACUUCACUUGCUUUUUUUUUUUUAAUCUUAAACGCUUUUCUUAAAAUUGGUACGUAAACUUAAUGUUGAAAUGUUUUCAAAUCUAACUCAUCCUGUUAUCAGAUCACAAUUGGAUUGCAUCGCAUUGUCCUUCGCUUAACAAACAAGACUAGUAAGAAUUGAAUUCUGAAUCCAAAUGUAAAAUCUGCACAAAUUGGCAUCGUCAUUGUGUCAGACGGAGAUGUUUAAACUACAGAAGUUUGUGGUCUGCCAGCUCUAGAGAGUUUUCCAGUUAUCUUGGUGGCGACAGUGAAACAAACCAAUCUACAUUACAUUCCAAGCACUGGAAUAGUCAUCGUGCCUAUCAUAUCUUCCACUACCCCCCCCCCUCCCUGGCCUGCUCCAUCAGGGAGAAUCCUCCCAUGCGUCUCCAACACUCCUGUGUGAACUUUCAGUCAAAAGAAAACAAGAACAUUUGUCUCACUGUAUUAUAGGGAGAAAAUAAGUGGACUAUCUUUUUCGGCUGUUUAGUAUUGUGGCACAAAAUGUUUGUAUAUACUUAAAGGUUGCUAACCACUGAAUAACAGAAAAAUACUUUUGAAAGGCUGCAGGAUAAAAAAAAAAAGAAAAAGAAUUUUAACUCUUCGGCACAGGUCUUAUUUUCUUGCGGGUAACUUAACUAAGGAUGGAACUGCAUAUGAUCUGAUAUGCCCCAUUUUAGGCAACCAUACGAAGGUCAGACAUGUUUUGUGAAGAGUUAAAAUCACGUGUUGUGUACCUGUGUAGUAUGCAGCCAUUGUAGUGUCCCUGCCAUUGUAGGGCUUAGAUUAAAACAUGACUCCACCUUGUGGCUGAACACUGUACAAACACGUCUCCGGCCAUCGUUCUCUGCUUGUCAUUCACUUUUAGAUCCAGUUUUCACAGCUCACCUUUUUCUAGAGCAUUUAAAUCACCUGGUGUUGCCAGCUUAGUGAUCUAGUUUCUUGGAACAUCUGUAGUUCUCAGUGAUUUACCGAAUUAUGGCUUUUCCUCUCUUAAUCAUAAAGCUGUCUGAAGCAAGCCGGUCAUCUUUCCUACAUGUUGAAAUUGCGUUUAGCAGUACUUAGGUUUAUGUUGUUGCCAUCGGGGAAAGACAGGUUAAACAUGGUUGCAUUUACACAGUAAGAGCACGCCUUUAUUAUUAUUUCCCUGUUGUUUAGAACUGAUCUUCUGGCUAUCUAAAUAGGUGUUAAUUCAGAUUGCAUGUUAUUAUCUCCCCGUUUAGACAGAAGAUUAGAUCGGGCAGACGCGUAUCGUGAUCAGGCUCACCUACAGAGUUCUCUGGUUGAAAGAUUACCCCCCCCCCAACAACAAUAACAACAAACUAAUCAGCAUCAGAUCUAGAAAUGUACAGUUCAAGGAUUUUGUCAGUUUUUGUUCUCUACUUUCCUCCUUUUGGCGUCCUAAAUGCCCCCACCCCACCCCUGAAUGGCCAUAGUCACAGCACCUCAUCUCCCCCUUUCAGAGAGCAAAAAAAUCCAUUUCUCCUCAUUCCCCUUCUCCUUGGAGAACUGAGCAAGCCAUUUCUUGAAGGUGUUGGCUCCCAAGAGGAGUAGGUCAUUUGGUGAGGUGGUGGUAUGAAGUGUAGAAGCAGGAUGUCUUGGCUGUAUAUGCGUAACGAUGCCCUCCAUUACGUCGCCGCAUCACAUGUGACAUGUCCGUCGUUGCACAGCGCAGCCGGGAUGGAGUCACCGGUUUAACUCGGGUACCGGCCGCAGGCCGGGACGGUGGCGCUACCAUGGCUGUCACUGCCAUCUCCAAACUUUAUGUAUGGCUCUUUAUCUGACUGAAGGAAUUUUACUACUUUAUGUUUUUAAGGUCGAAGAGCAUGGCAUGAUGUGAUUGUUUGUUUUUAUGUAAAUAAAGUUUGCGUUACUAAAAAAAAGCUGCUUAAUUAUUAAAGUAAUUGUUUUUCUGAUGAAGGUGAUGAUGGCUAUGUCAGCCAUCUGUUCUGUAGCCGAUUGUUGAUGGGGGGGAGGGCAUUGUUUUGUAUUUAAUUCAAAUGCCAGUAGUCUUACAUUGUUGCUCUCUAGUUUUUCGUGUAUAAUCCAUAGUUGGAAAUGGCAAUAAAGUGUUUUGUUUUUUUAACAA
This is a messenger RNA of Lampris incognitus (smalleye Pacific opah), 8918 nucleotides long. RefSeq names its product cytoskeleton associated protein 5 (gene ckap5). The coding region runs from base 140 to 6307 and encodes 2055 amino acids. Gene Ontology annotation, molecular function: microtubule plus end polymerase activity; microtubule plus-end binding. Gene Ontology annotation, biological process: establishment or maintenance of microtubule cytoskeleton polarity; mitotic spindle organization; centrosome duplication. The transcript has 44 exons. NCBI's taxonomy places the organism in Eukaryota, Metazoa, Chordata, Actinopteri, Lampriformes, Lampridae. The record is from RefSeq and is a predicted model, not a curated record. Gene Ontology annotation, cellular component: spindle pole; centrosome; kinetochore.